GAAGAGCAGAAGCGACUCAACAAGUGCUCUUCCGAGAGGAGCCCACAUAAGUACCCACAGAGGAACCCACAGAGGAACAUACAGAAGAACAUACAGAAGUACCCACAGAGGAACCCACAGAGGAACCCGCAGAGGAACAUACAGAAGUACCCACAGAGGAACCCACAGAGGAACAUACAGAGGAACAUACAGAAGUACCCACAGAGGAACCCGCAGAGGAACCCACAGAGGAACAUACAGAAGUACCCACAGAGGAACCCGCAGAGGAACCCACAGAGGAACAUACAGAAGUACCUGCAGAGGAACCCGCAGAGGAACCCGCAGAAGAACCCACAGAAGAAGUGAUGGAGUCCUCCGAGCAGACGCAGUGCGUCUCCAACGAACACCCGGCCGGCGGCUCCGGUGUGAACGGACACUUUGACGCGAUGGUGAAGUGCGCGGCGGCACCGGGCGGUUCCGCCCCGGCAGCCCCGCAGCCUCCCGGCGCGGAGUCCGGCUCUCCCCGGCCCGUGAUGGAGAGCUGGAGGGAGGAGCGCACGAGGAGCGCGGAGGACAACGAGACCAGCCUGCCGUCCCUGGCCGCCGCGUACACCUCCAUCCUGCGGGGGCUCGGGGAGGACCCGCAGCGCCAGGGGCUCCUCAAGACCCCCUGGAGGGCCGCCACCGCCAUGCAGUUCUUCACCAAAGGGUACCAGCAGAAGAUCAUCGACGUGCUGAACGACGCCAUCUUCGACGAAGACCACGACGAGAUGGUGAUCGUCAAAGACAUCGACAUGUUCUCCAUGUGUGAACAUCACCUGGUGCCAAUCUUCGGCCGGGUUCACAUCGGUUACCUCCCCAAUAAGAGAGUUCUGGGCCUCAGCAAGCUGGCCAGGAUUGUUGAAAUCUACAGCCGUCGUCUCCAAGUUCAGGAGAGGUUGACCAAACAGAUCGCGGUGGCGAUCACCGAGGCACUGCAGCCCACCGGGGUCGGCGUGGUCAUCGAGGCGACUCACAUGUGCAUGGUGAUGCGAGGCGUUCAGAAGAUGAACAGUAAAACCGUCACCAGCACCAUGUUGGGAGUCUUCAGGGAAGAUCCCAAAACCCGCGACGAGUUCCUGGCGCUGAUCCGGAGCUGAGGACGACUUCCUCCUGACGCCUCCACGGACCAGCCGCCAUAUUGUGUGUGUGUGUGUGAGUGUGUGUGUGUGUGUGUGUCCGUCUCACCAAAGGCAGUGACCCUGAGUCCACGGCGUGACCUUUGCCCCCUUUUGUUCACGUGAGUUGUGUUUACGCUGCUCGAGUCGUCAGGUAUCCAAAUACUGAAGGAGAGAAUUAAAGAUUAAUAAGAAGAACCCCAAAAACAUGCAUAAUGUUUGAGAAGAAACUUGCAGAUUUAUUAAAAGAUAAUUGGAUAUUUUCUGAAAUGAAGAAAUCUUAAAUUUCAGAGAUUCUAUGAAAUUCAAGUCCUAUAUUUAGAGAGGAAAAAAAAGAACACAUGUACGAAAGGAACAUUUAGAUAUUUUCUGAGAUUAAAGUUGUAGAUUUACAAGAGAAAAAAAAUCACAAACGUACAAAAAAAGAAUUGGAUGUUUUCUGAAACUAUAACUUACAAAACUUACAAAUGUUUUGACCAUCAUAAAUUGACGAGAAAAAAAAAAAAAAAUUCACGGACAAAACUUCUGAGAAUAUAAAGUCAUAAAUUUGGAAGAGAAAAAAAUUAAAUUUGGGAGAAAAAAACCUAAAAUUGUGUCACUUUAAUCUCAGAGAAUAUCGACUGUUUUAACGUAGACUUUAAUGUCAGAAUAUUAAUAUGACCCUCCUCCCUUAGACUUUACAUUCAAUAUAUGCUCAUAACAUUUUAAAUUCAAAUCACUCUUUUAAUCUUUUUAAAAAAAUACAAAUUAAAUAACUGAAUAAUUAAUUUUGUGUAUAAUUAUCUAAUGAAAGGAUGGAUAAUUAGUUAUAUUAGUUCUGUCAACUGGAAGUAAAAUUCGACAUGCAGAUUAAAAAUAUUUGAGUAAAGAGGACCGACGAGAGAGAUUUAUUAAUUAAGAAACUUCUAAUGCAGAAAAUGUAUUGCAACAAUUUAAUAAUUCAUUGUUUAAUGGUGUAAUAUGUCAUAAAUAUUAAUUUUAUAAAAUGCUAAACAAAUUCCAGCUUCUGAAAUGGGAUGAUUUUCAAAAACAAGCGAUUAGAAGUUCUCGUUUUGUGCUUUUUUCACUUAUUUCUGACGAAAAAACUAUUGAAAUCAAUUGAGAAGAUAAAUGAAAUUCAAAUAGAUAAUGAAAAUAAUAGUUAGUCGCAGCCCUUUUCUAGGAUUGUAUAAGUCAAAAGAUAAUAAAGAUAAUAAUAUCUUUUCACACGUGUUUGAAGACUCAAAAACCUCAGUUUACAAAUUAUGACUUGAAUCGUAACGUUUAUAUUAUCAAAAGAAACAAUAACAAUUAUUUACAUAUAAAAACAAAAAACAGUAUUCUUAUUAUUAGAUUUAGUUUUAAUCUCUUCCUCUUAUAAUAAGAAUAAUCAUUAUUAAUUUACACAUUUUAUAAUCAAUAUAAAAUGUUGUUAUCAUUAUUAUUAUAAUAAUACUGGUUAUUAUUAUUUUUAUGUGGAUCUGCUGUACGUGCCAACUUGCCUCUAAAUUAAAACCAAAAAAAUUACUUCACAGAAAAAUAACAAAAAAUGAGAGGCAAAUAAAAUGUGUGUGUGUGUGUGUGUGUGUGUGUGUCAGUUAGUAUUUGUGUUUACUUAUUUUGGGAGCUUCUAGCUUGUUUAGUGUUUGACUGGAGUUGACGUGUUUGUGUGUGAACGUUAGGGUGUGUGUUUAAGUGUGUGUUUAA
Cyclopterus lumpus (lumpfish) is the source of this 2822-nucleotide messenger RNA. It is a transcript of the gene gch1, whose product is annotated as GTP cyclohydrolase 1. Bases 345 to 1118 code for a protein of 257 amino acids. Gene Ontology annotation, molecular function: GTP binding; GTP cyclohydrolase I activity; zinc ion binding. Gene Ontology annotation, cellular component: cytoplasm. Lineage: Eukaryota; Metazoa; Chordata; Actinopteri; Perciformes; Cyclopteridae. The record is from RefSeq and is a predicted model, not a curated record. The transcript has 6 exons. Gene Ontology annotation, biological process: tetrahydrofolate biosynthetic process; tetrahydrobiopterin biosynthetic process.